Molecule: messenger RNA, 5105 nt
Organism: Tyto alba (common barn owl)
Lineage: Eukaryota; Metazoa; Chordata; Aves; Strigiformes; Tytonidae
Gene: PTGES3
Product: prostaglandin E synthase 3
Exons: 8
Coding region: 3768-4271 (167 amino acids)
Biological process (GO): prostaglandin biosynthetic process; protein folding; telomerase holoenzyme complex assembly
Cellular component (GO): cytosol; nucleus
Molecular function (GO): protein-folding chaperone binding; Hsp90 protein binding; prostaglandin-E synthase activity
Source: RefSeq, a predicted model, not a curated record
CUUUCUACAUUUAAAAAAAAAAAAAAAAAAAAAAAAUGUGAGAAGGCGCUUCUCCGGAGCAUUUGUGAGAGCGGGAAGCCCCUUCGCAAAACGCCCUGGGGGGAGCGGGCGGCCCCAGGCGCUGCUGCUGCCCCCCCCGCGGUGAGCUGCUGCCCGGGGGGAGAGGAGCCGACGCCGGGAUUUCAUCCCCGAGCACUGCCUCCCGUCUGUCCCGAGCGGAAACCUGCGCUCCGGAGAGCCCUGACACCGCAGGCGUGCUCCUGCUGCGCUGGGGAGCCCUAAUUAGCUCACUUUAUUGUGAUUCUAUUGAGGCUGCUUCAGUGACCCAAAACUGGUGGAUGCUGCUCAUAACAGAGCUCCAGGUGAUGAGCGUUCGCUCGCUGUGCAAAUGAAAGAGGAGCCGAACUUUGCGGCGUGAUGCUUUGAAGAGCAGAAUCUGACUGCUAAGGAAGAGGCGCGCUGCCAUCGGGCAGUGUUACCCACUGACAGUCUGGAUUUCCAUGUGUUUGGCUUAAAUGACUGAAGGUGGUAGCACUUUCCUGAGGUUUUUGUUCGUCAGAAAGGUUGGUCUGCUGCAGGUACUGAGGAGAGCAUUGCCACUCGGUGAAACAACCGGUGUGACCGGUUGCUUUUUGCCCCCUUGUCCCAGUGAGGCAUUUACUUCAGCCCAGCUGUUCUGAAACUGAAUUGUGCGGCUGCUUCAUCUUAACAUGACUGAAAGUGAGAAGGAUGUAAUAAAGUUGGGAGUUUUUCAUUUAAUGUCUAUAGAAUACCUCAUCUUGAAACUACAGUGCUACUACAUCCCACUUAAAAUUGUCUGUAGUCUGAAACUAGUUUUUUUUUUUUUUUAAUUAAAAAAGCAUUUCCAGAAUGUGUAAAUGAAAGCAAGGCUAAUUAUGUAAAACAGAUUUCUUACUGUUGUGAGGGUGUAAAAAAUCCUGUUCAGCAGACAACUUUUGUAGCAGCCUCGAACUGUAGGAAUUGUCAGGAUACUUUCCAGGAGACAAAGAUGGGCUUCUGAAAGGCGCAGUCUGUGGAGCGGACAAGGACGGGUUUGGAAACUUCUUGAAUCGCACCGAGCCGCAAACAGUAAGGCUGGAGAUUCAGCUCAUGAGUACUGCAUGUAAGAAGCUGCUUCUGUGACUGUGGUUAAGCUGGAGACGGUGGCAUCUGCAACAGAACUGCAGCUCCUGGUGGUGUGGGCAGCCCCAGGGCCGGAGGGAGCUGCAGGGUCUCUUGGGUGAAGCUGAGCCUGCACGUCGCCCAUCAGUGGGAAAGCGCUGCUGUGAAGCUUCUAGAACCUGAUCUACAAUACUGUUGUCGUGAUUGCCUUCUGAAUGUGGUGACUGGAAGAGACUGUCAGAUGCAGAUGCGUGGUGGCCGUAUCUGUUUAGGAAGUCACCAAAAUGUGCGGGUGACAGCAAGUGUAGAUUUGACAGAAGAAAUCCUCACUGAGUGUGUAACAUAGGCAACUUGUCCCCUGGGCUGUAAGCUACUCUCAGUCUGCUACAGUUUAUUGCUGCACGGGAUAUAGCACAUUUAAAUCUCCAUUUCAAAGAAAUCUAAAUGCUGUUAGGAUGUGGGGACGAUACCUAACCAAAGCACAUACUCAGGUUGAUGCUGUUGGCAUAAGGCUGAAGUCCCUUGGGAUUAGUUUGGUUGAGCAAGGAGGAGGAAACGUGUAACGAGUGACCGUGCUUAAAAGUCCUGGCAGUGUUUCUCUGUAAAGAGAGAAAUUUUCUGUGGGUGUAGGGGAACCAUCUCUGAAAUGCUGGGAGCAUGUGCAUGCUUUACGAUUGGCUUCCGCGUGUGCAGUUGUCUCCUAGGAAUCUCCGUGUAGGCAGGCAACGCAAAUUAGCUGCAACUUCCGUCUCAUUCCUAACCUUGGUUAGCAGUUCCAACGUAUCCUGCAUUACUGGUUUGAAUGGUAAGUCCUGACUAAAGCACUUCACAGACAGCCAACAGCCAACGGAAGGUUUCCAUUCUCCCUUUGGGAGGAUGAGAGAUUUGAAAAACAGAUAAAAAGAAUGAGAGGCAACUGCAGCAUAGCUUUCAUUACGGUAGGCACGUUCAGGGUGGUAAGUGCUAAGUAUCUGGGGAGGCAGCAUGCCUUUAGUGUUAGAAACAUGAAUUAUGUUCUAGUAAAUUUUCUUUGGUCAUUUAAUUCCACUCUGUAGCUCAGAUGCAUGCGAGUUUCCUUCAGCUCUAGGACAGUUCAGAGUUCAGUGAGAUUUUUGGAAGUUCUGUGAACAGACUGUUGGUGCCUGAAAACCCCUAAUCUUGGCAGAGAUACUGAGGUCAUGUCCAAACCAAAGCUACAAGGCUGAGGAAUGCAUGCAGCUCCCUGGGAAGGCUGGAGAUAUCUCCAUUGACAUUGAAAACAUUUGUGAAGUGUUCAUGCUAUUCAGCAGGAGCCCCUGAAUCAUCGUGGGCAGGGACACUGAGAUUUCUGUUCUGAUAACAGUGUGUUUGAGUGAUGUACCAAGUUCUACGCAGUGGGAUUUUUAUCUUCCAGCGGCGUGAGAAAUGGCUGCUGCACAGUUCCCAAAUGCAGAGGCGCACACAGAGGGAACAGAGCAGGUCAUUUCUCAUCUUCUUUUUUUCCCCUCUGAGAGUCUUUCUUUCCUUAUUAGAAGAGGAGACUUGUGUCCAAUAAAGAACUAAAAAUACCAUAAUAAGAAAAUUGCUACUCUGCUCUUCUUAACCUGAAUAAGUAGAUGCUGUAGCAUUUCCUAAAAUGCUGCUAAAAGGGAAAGUGUUAGGUGUUCACCCAGUGGGACAGUAUCUUACUUGAAACUACAAGUUGCAUUCAGAAACCACUUGGGUUUUAUGCUCUCAGAAGUUAAAAUGCUCUGUUACUGGCCUCUGAUCAGGUGUUUUCUGCACUUAAAAUGGGUGCUAAUGCUGGAACAGGCAGUCACGGCCACUUCUGCUGCUGUACUGGCCUUUGAGCUGUCACCAGUGCUUGUACAGCUGAAUUGCAAAGUCUUGCAGUGCUGAUGGAGCUCAAAGCUGGCUACUCUGGGGUUCACCCAGGUCUGGGUUGGGUCAUGCUUCAGCUUAUCCUGCAGAUCCGUGGGUGGGGAGCAGGGCAGCAGCGGGCUGUGGGGCGAGAGACCAGGGCCGCUCUGGGCAGCGGUGCAGCACUCGGUAAGUGACUCUACUAAACGUGUCACAGUUGGAUACCAGGGAUUGAACUGGUUGAUCAGGUGAGUCAAAAUCUGUUGUGAAAGUUUAGCAACGGUCACCUUCAUAAAUGUUCUGAAAAGUUAAUUACUCUUCUGUCAGGUUAUUGUGCUGUAAUGCUUAGAGUGCGAUACUGGGACCAAACAUCCACUCCUUAGUGUGUGAAGUGGAAGCCACUCUGUCACGUAGAAUUAGGAAUGUUGGCUUUCUUUGUGUCCUCGUCUGCUUUAGCUUCCUGUAGUCACUGUAGUCGCGAUAAAUAUCGCGGUAAGUGACCAUUCAGCUCAGAACAUUUAACUUCAGUCCCACUUGCGGUUAGGUCUUUGAGGUCUCCUCUGCAGGGGCAUUAGCUAUGAAACCCCAGCUUUGAUCUUGCACCUCUGGAAGAUAGCCGAAGUGGGAGAAGCACCCGUGGUGUUCUGUGCCUUAGCAACGGCAGCUCGCUCGCGCUGGGUGGCUGUUUGCUUUCUCCUGGAAUGCAGGCAUGCAGUUGUGGGCUUGGCCUGAGUUGCCAGGAGAAUAACUGAAAGCGGUGGGGAGUCGGUGACCGAGCCAGGGCCGCGUUUGCCGGCCCAUCGACUAUGGACGCACUUGCAUGUUGCAGGCAGCCUGCUUCUGCAAAGUGGUACGACCGAAGGGACUAUGUCUUUAUUGAAUUUUGCGUUGAAGACAGUAAAGAUGUUAAUGUAAAUUUUGAAAAAUCCAAACUUACGUUCAGUUGUCUUGGAGGAAGUGAUAACUUUAAACAUUUAAACGAAAUUGACCUUUUUAAUAAUAUUGAUCCAAAUGAAUCAAAGCAUAAAAGAACAGACAGAUCUAUCUUGUGUUGUUUACGAAAAGGAGAAUCUGGUCAGGCAUGGCCAAGGUUAACAAAAGAGAGGGCAAAGCUCAACUGGCUCAGUGUGGACUUCAACAACUGGAAAGACUGGGAAGAUGAUUCAGAUGAAGACAUGUCCAAUUUUGAUCGCUUUUCUGAGAUGAUGAACAACAUGGGCGGAGAUGACGACGUAGACUUGCCAGAAGUAGAUGGGGCAGAUGAUGACUCACCAGACAGUGAUGACGAAAAAAUGCCAGAUCUGGAGUAAGGAAAACUGUCGUCUUCAGGGUUUGGGGGAAAGAACUUCAUCACAACAUUUCAUAAUUGAGAUAAGAAUUCCUGAGUUGAUAGCCCUAAAGGGAGAUCCUGCAUCCUUUAACCCAUUUUCAGUCCAUUUUAAAUGGCUUCACUGAUGGUAGGUGUGUACCAUUGCACGGGGCGGUCUUAAGCCACGAGAGGCAAUAACGUUAUGCAUGAACCGUUUUCCAGACUUCCAAAAAAACCCAAUUGAGGUGUAGGCAAUCGAUACAGAACAGUUGCAAUAAAGUUUACAGAGCCUCCUUGCCUCGUAGCAGAUGUAAUUACAAUGGGAGAAUCCUGAAUUUACACCAAGUGGUAAAUGAGCAUAAUUUUUUUUUUUUUUCCCCUCUGCGGCCUGAAAUUGGACGCUUGUACCGGGAACAAAAAUAGCUGAAACAAGGCUGUUGUGAUUGGCUCACAAAAUUCGGCAGGUGAUGCGCAGUACCUCUGUGGUGUUUUCAGGUCUGUUCCACUAAAGUUUGUAUUGGAAAAAAACCCUAAAAUUCUCCUCAUUUGGUGUUUAAUCUGAGUCACAGGUGGCUGGAGCCUGUCCCCUGGUACCGUUUGACCCCAAAGCUUUCCAUCUCCCCAUCCGGGGUGUGAGUGGCUGUACGUCUUGCUUGUCCAUCUGUACGUUUAGACCAAAUCGUAUUUGCACUGUGGGUGUGGAAGCGAGUGACAGACCGUUGGGCGUACACGCGCGGGCGGCUUCUAACCGGGCUGAAAAAACCUCAAUUUAUGUUCAGAGCAGCGGGGAAUUUUUUUAAUGUCUACAUUCUUUCUAAUAAACUGUUGAAGACUC